CUAAAUACUACACUUAUUGCUUCUCUCUAUCUUAUUAUACUCUGCCAGACACUCUUAUGGGCUUAUAGGAGUCUUAUUCUAGUCCCUGUUACGAACCAACAGAACGAAGCGCUGUCCAACACAGCAACACAGGAUGAAACACUACCCCGCAAGAUUGACAGGAUUAGGCAUACAAGGUCACGUGACUUAGGAAGGUCCAUUGAUAAGAUAAGCAGAGGAGUCCAACAAGGACCGUGGAAGGGAGGUCCAGUAUGGACCACGAGAAGAAGGUCCAACAGGGACCGACGGAAGGAAGGAGAUGGAGGACCAAAACAGAAGUUAUAA
Molecule: messenger RNA, 324 nt
Organism: Rasamsonia emersonii CBS 393.64
Lineage: Eukaryota; Fungi; Ascomycota; Eurotiomycetes; Eurotiales; Trichocomaceae
Exons: 1
Source: RefSeq, a predicted model, not a curated record